AUGUCGUUAGAUACUGAAAAUGAAUUCUCUGAUUUCAAAUUGCCACCGGUAUUUGAAGAUCUAAAUGAACGCUUGAAGGAAUACUUGCUAAAGCCAGAAAGGCUUUCAAUACAUCAAUGGGAAAGGUCUCAAUCUCACUGGCAACGUGAAACUAACGUUGAUUCCUUGUUUAUCUACGACAAUGAUGACUUCCCAUCUGACACUACACUUGAGGUGGUUAGAGAUCCCAUCACAGGUAAAAUAGUAGGAUUAGAAGAAGUGAGCAUCCCUGUUGAAGAUGACGAAGACAGUCUCUCUAUGUCACGGGCUCCACUGCCUCCAAGCCAAUCAACCAGGGGCACUACUACCCAGAGUCCUUUCCUACCGGCAGGCUUUGAAGAAGAAUUGCAAAAGAUGCUUGAUGAAGCUGCUACUAGAGAUGUUAAUAUAGAUCUAGACAAUGAAGAACCUGGGAAAUUUUUGGGUGAAGAUAUCUUAAACAGAGUUCCAGGAUAUAAAGAAAGUGUAUUGUUUGCUGAAGAUGGCUACACGCUAUUGAAUGACCCAAAUAAAGAAGUGGUCAAGAAGCCAGAGAAUAAAGAAAUUGACUUGAAUGUCAAGAUUAAUCUAGAAGAGGUUGUUGAUACGAAUGCACAUUUAGUAGAUCUUUGGAAAGAUGAAGAGGAGCCUGAAAAGAAACCACCGAAGAAACCCACAAAACAGAUUGAACUAAACCCAAGUGAUCAUGAUAACUUCCUCGAGGACACAAUUAUCAGACCACCAGUAGAGUUGCCAGAGAUACCUAUAUUAAACAUUACUAGUUCAUCAGUAAAAACUGGUGUGACAUCUACUGAAUGGGCUGAAAUGAUAGAUGUUUCACAGCCUGUGCCAGACUUUAAGGAAAAGAUCAAAGAUAUGGCCCACAGUUAUCCAUUUGAGUUGGACAUUUUCCAAAAACAGGCUAUAUUAAAACUAGAAGAAGGACAUCACGUAUUUGUAGCGGCACAUACCUCUGCCGGGAAAACAGUUGUUGCUGAAUAUGCUAUCGCUAUGUCAAGGAGGAACUGUACCAGAGCAAUCUACACUUCGCCGAUCAAAGCUCUAUCAAACCAAAAAUACAAUGACUUCAACAAGCUAUUUGGCGAGGUGGGCCUCUUAACAGGUGACCUGCAGAUCAAUGCUACCGCCUCGUGUCUUGUCAUGACCACUGAGAUCCUACGUUCCAUGUUAUACUGUGGGUCGGAUGUUACAAGGGAUUUAGAAUUCGUCAUAUUCGAUGAAGUUCAUUAUAUUAAUAAUGCUGAGAGAGGGUACGUUUGGGAAGAAGUACUUAUAUUACUACCAGCCCACGUAAGCAUAGUGAUGUUGAGUGCAACCGUACCAAAUACUCUACAGUUUGCCGACUGGGUGGGACGCACCAAGAAACGCAAAGUAUACGUAGUAUCGACUCCAAAGCGGCCUGUACCGCUUUGCCAUUACUUAUACACAGGUACGGGAGGUAAAUCAAAGAACGAAAGGUUCCUAGUAGUGGAUCAGGAAGGCAACUUCCAACUAAGAGGAUACAACGAAGCUGUUGCUGCUAAGAAGGCCAGAGAAACUGAAUACAAAAAGAGCUUUGGACCUAAAGGUGGCAAAAUGUAUAUGAACCCAAAGGCAGAACAGACUAUGUGGGUAGCUUUUAUCGAUCACUUGAAACAGAAAGAAAAACUUCCGGUCGUCGCAUUUACUUUGUCCCGUAACAGAUGCGAUCAAAAUGCCGAAAAUUUGAUGUCUGUCGACUUAACAACUGCCAAAGAAAAGGGUCACAUAAGAUCAUUCUUUCAGAAAUGUCUCCAAAGAUUAAAAGAGCCAGACAGACGAUUACCACAGGUUAUAAGACUACAGAGGGUGCUGGAAAAUGGCAUAGGUGUUCAUCACAGUGGUAUCUUGCCAUUGCUGAAGGAAAUUGUUGAAAUGUUGUUUCAGCAAGGUUUUGUAAAAAUUCUAUUUGCCACUGAGACAUUCGCUAUGGGGGUGAACAUGCCUGCCCGCACAGUCGUGUUCGACGAAACUACCAAGUAUGAUGGUCUGCAACGACGUACACUACUGCCUGCUGAGUAUAUUCAAAUGGCAGGCAGGGCGGGAAGACGAGGUCUGGACGAUACAGGAACUGUGAUAAUCCUGUGUAAAGAUGGCGUACCCCCCUUAGUUGCUCUAAAAGGAAUGAUGCUUGGCAUACCACAAAAACUCUCCUCACAAUUCAGGCUAACUUAUGCUAUGAUAUUAAGUUUGUUAAGAGCAGCCACAGUCUCAGUUGAAGGUAUGAUGCAACGCUCCUUCCGUGAGUUCAGCCAAAUUUGCCAAGCUGAUAACUAUAGGAAGCAACUGCAGUUAGCGGAGAAGGAAUAUUCCGAGAAAUGCAGUACACCGCUGGCUGCCCACCUAGCGCCGCUCGCCACAUUUUAUGAUACAGCUGCAAUGUACAUGGAUGUGUUGAAUGAAAUCAUGCCGAUACUGCUAAACCAGGCUAAAGUCGCUAAGGAGUUAGUGCCUGGAAAGAUACUUGUUAUAUCUGAAGGACCGUAUAUCAAUCAACUUGGUGUGCUUCUGAAUACUAUUGGUCCGAGACAGUGUCCGUAUAGAGUACUUGUAUUGAACACCGCAGUCAUCGACAACGAAGUAUACAACUUCGAAGUUGACGAGAAUUGGUACAGAGUAUUAAGCUUUUCGGCCUUGUACGACUCAAUAGGGACUGAAGAAAGCACGCUUGAUCACACAAUAUUAUGUGUAGCACAUAAAAAUAUCGUGGCUAUUACCAAAAUAAAUCUGAAAAUCGAUGCCAAAGUUAUUAUAGACGAUUGGGAGAGGAGACAAAUACCCAGAUUUAAAGAUGCGCCUGUCGGUUCUACUUGCACAAGUGCCGUGCAAGAAUUAUCUCGCAUAUCGCACGCAGUAUGUAGCGGUGCCACCGUAUUACAAUACGUAAGCCUCACGCAAUCCCUGUCUAUUACUACAGGCGAGAUUCUUCAAUCCUUGGAUAAAAUGAAUAAGUGCCUCAGUGAUUUACAAGAACAAAAGAAAUGUACAGAUAUUGCAAAUUUCAAAAGAGAGUUCGCAAUAGUAUAUGAGCGCAAAAUGACAGAAAGAAAACGUGACAAGUACAAACGCUUGCUUUCUUUCGAGAACCUUGCCUUGUACCCUGACUAUCAGAGACGUUUGAUGGUGCUUAGAGAACUCAGUUAUAUUGAUGAGCAUGACAGUGUUAUACUUAAAGGACGUGUGGCAUGCGGUAUGGGUACCAAUGAGUUGAUAAUCUCAGAACUAGUGUUUCGAAAUGUAUUUACUGACAAGAGUCCAGCUGAGAUAGCAGCAUUACUCAGUUGCUUCGUAUUUCAAGCAAGGACGCAAGUAGAACUCACACAGUUGACCGAUAAACUAUCUGAAGGAGUCAAGGCUAUCGAAGAGAUUGACCGCGAAUUGACGCAAAUUGAGGCCAAAUAUCUGGUGGGACAGUUCGAAGGUCAAGCAGAGAGAUUAAAUUUCGGUUUAGUAAAAGUUGUAUAUGAGUGGGCGCUAGAGAAGCCUUUCGCUGAGAUAAUGGACCUCACAGAUGUUCAAGAGGGUAUUAUUGUGAGGUGUAUACAACAGUUGCAUGAAUUGCUGGUAGACGUAAAGGAUGCUGCAGUGGCAAUCGGUGAUCCAAAACUUCAAGCCAAAAUGAUGGAAGCGUCGACCGCAAUCAAGAGAGACAUCGUGUUCGCCGCCAGUCUCUAUACUACUCAGAAAGAUAACAUUACGACGUAA
Molecule: messenger RNA, 3762 nt
Organism: Arctia plantaginis
Lineage: Eukaryota; Metazoa; Arthropoda; Insecta; Lepidoptera; Erebidae
Source: the annotation of a GenBank genome assembly